Hibiscus syriacus is the source of this 609-nucleotide messenger RNA. Its product is annotated as 14 kDa proline-rich protein DC2.15-like. The transcript has a single exon. NCBI's taxonomy places the organism in Eukaryota, Viridiplantae, Streptophyta, Magnoliopsida, Malvales, Malvaceae. The record is from RefSeq and is a predicted model, not a curated record. Bases 141 to 518 code for a protein of 125 amino acids.
AACAUAUCAUGAUCAUCCGAUAUCUUCACUCUCUUCCACUCAAUCAGAUCUCGAAACAGCCACCUCAGAAAUCUCCUUUAAAAAACCAACUUCUGGUGCUACACUUAUUCAUCCACAGUUGAAACAACUUGUGUGCUGCAAUGGCUUCCACCAAACUCUAUACUCUUUUCAUAAUCUCCACUCUUCUUCUCCACUCAACAUUCACCACCGCCUGCAGCUCAUGCAAACCCAAGCCACCCCCAUGCCCUCAGCCUCCGGCGGCUUCCUGCCCCAAGGACACCCUGAAGCUCGGCGCCUGCGCCGAUCUGCUCGGCCUCGUUAACAUAAUCGUGGGAACCCCUCCUUCGAGCAAGUGCUGUGCUUUACUUCAAGGGUUGGCUGAUUUGGAAGCUGCACUUUGCCUCUGCACCGCCAUUAAAGCUAAUGUACUAGGGAUCAACCUCGAUGUUCCUGUUACUCUUAGCUUAAUCCUCAGUGCUUGUCAGAAGGAGGUUCCUGCAGGGUUCAAAUGUGCAUAAUUUGUCUGUUGUUUUUAUGUUUAUUUUCUGGUGUUUGCAAAAUGGGUGUCUGUUUUUAUUGUUUGAGUAAGUUAAACAUUUAGUUCCUCAA